UCGAUGGCCGGCAAUGUGCACUGCGUCAUCGUUCUAAGUGUCUCGCUGCUGCUUUUCGAAGUGUUAGCACGAUCUCUUUUAUUUUAUUUGUUUCUCUCGGUUAACAAUAAUACUAAUUUAAGAACACAUACACACACGUAUUCGAUAAGUUUACACAAUUGCAUUAAAGAAAGACUAUCGGUGCUUCUGAAGGAGAUGAAUAUCUAACAAAUAACUGUUCCAUAGAAAGUUACUGUAUUAGACUGAUUUGCACGAUUACACUAACACGCGUUCCAAGUGCCACCAAUUCCAUCGAUGCUUAUAAGAGUACAACAUAUAUUCUUCUUUUUCUUUCUUUUUACUUUUUAGAUAUUAAAAAUGUUCUUCAUAUUUAGUUGUUAAUCUUUCUUUGCACUUUUACUGGUAUCUUCGUUAUCUUAAUCAUUCGGUGUACUCGCUAUUUUAUUUAAUCGUUCUAUUACACUUUCACCGACUUAUCAGUCGAUAAUGUUAAAAUAUAAUCAUUCAACUUGUUCGAGCAAUUCUCACUAACAUUGUCUUAUGACGUGUUCCUCGUGCUGGAGAUGUAAUGAUAACAUAAAUGUAUACAUCUUUUGAUACUUUCGAAUGCGUUAAACAUUGUUGCUCGAGUGCAGUGAGUGAGUAUCGUGGGAGGUAACGCCUCGGUGCGAUCCUCUUGGGGAGGAAAGAACGGAAAGUGGAGUUAACAAUUGAAAAUGGAGAAUCGUGUGCUUGGACCUACGCCGGAGGAGACGACAGCGGCGGUAACAACAAGCUGCGGUAUUGGUACAUCUUCUCCAGUGGCAUCGGCGCCGACCAACACGGUUCCUGGUGUCGGUGGUUCUGGUGCUCUGACUUCAGCCACUUGCACCAUACAGAAUCCCGUGGUUGUGGUGGCGAGCCCGCCAACUAAGCAUCAGCAGCCUUCUGCCGUGCUGUCCACUAUCCCUACUGUCCCUACUGUUCCAUCCGUUUCCGGUGUCACCGCUGCUGUGCCCAAGAUACUCAGCAGAAACAUCAACGGCACGCUGGUGCAGACGUCCGUACCUCAGAAUGAAGCGGAACUACAGCUGUACAGGGUGAUGCAACGUGCGUCUCUGUUGAGCUACUACGACACGCUUUUAGAAAUGGGUGGUGACGACGUACAACAAUUAUGCGAUGCUGGAGAAGAAGAAUUUCUGGAAAUUAUGGCGCUCGUUGGUAUGGCAAGCAAACCUCUCCAUGUCAGAAGACUCCAAAAAGCUCUUCAGGAAUGGCUCACAAAUCCUUCACUUUUCCAAACACCAGUUGUACCGACAACGGCUACGUGUAAAGCUCCUGCUGGCAUAGGAUUUCCCUGCGUGAGUCCUAGGCCGCAAGUGCAAAAUCUUCAAGGUUUCACAACGACUUCGCAAACAGUAACUCCUACUCCAUAUGUUUCGUCGCACGUAUCUCUAACACCAUUACCAUGUAGAAGUACUAGCCCUAUUGUAUCCGUUACAAGUGUAACAGCGCCAGUGGCCUCAACGACAUUUCGACAAAGUCCAAGUCCCAAUACACCUCUGCCUUAUACUACUUCUCACAGUCCUGGUAUAUUACAGGUAGGAACAUGUGAGUCAUCCUGUGGUAGUGGUACAACACCAAGUCCUAGUGGCGGUGGUGGUGCACCUGCGAGUCCAACGCAACCUACUCCAACCCUUUUGCAAUCUCAAAUACAAAGACUUGCAGAGGCAGCUGAAAGACUUGCCGCUACUAUUCGACCCGUUGAUCCAAAACCUCAUAAUGUUAAGAAAAAAAUUUGCAAAAAUUUAGAAAUGGUAAUGGCUAUGCCUGAUAGUGAUCCACGUAGAAUGGAAGAAAUUCGGAAAUAUGCAGCAAUUUAUGGAAGGUUUGACUGUAAGAGGAAACCGGAGAAACCAUUGACAUUGCACGAAGUGUCAGUAAAUGAGGCUGCUGCACAAAUUUGCAGGUUCGUACCUGCCCUUCUUACUAGAAGAGAUGAACUUUUUCCUUUGGCCCGACGCGUUGUGAGAGAUUCUGGGUAUCAUUAUUCAAAAAAUCAUUACUUAUCCGUGUCAAGGCCACGUGAAAAUGGCGAAGAAAACGAACUUGACCGUACAAAACGACAAAAGCUCGAGCUUGAGGGUGAGAAUGAAGAUGCGACGCAGCACGUAAACAAUUGCAACACGUAAACUACCACUACGUUGAUAUACGCGCGAAGCACAAGCAGAAAAGGUCAAGUAUAGCUUUUGCAUAACAUGCAUGGCUUUUGUACUAAAUGUUUGUAUACUUAUUAUUUGUUAAGUAACAAGUAUUUAAAAAACGUUAAAUAUUUUAUAAAUGUACAUACAUAUAAAAAAAUUCUUCUCAGAAACUGUUUUUCCUUAAGUAGAAGGUGCUUUUUUUUAAUAAGAACUUUUUUAAUUUAUGGCUUAACAUAUUAAAAAUUAAAUUACUAUCUAAAUCACAAUUAAUUCAUACAAUGUUUUCUUCCACACUUGUUAGGACUCUAUGCUUUGCUCCUGGUGUCCUUACGAGUUGUGUAUGCCUGUUAUAUAUAUAUAUAAUAUUAGUUACAGUAGCGGACAAAAGUUUAAGACGAUGAUUUGUAAACCGGAUUACAAACAUCUUAUACGCAUAUUGUUCUUCUAUUCGGUUUGUCUCUUUGGAAUAACGUAGCUGUAUGUUUGACCUUCGUAACCUCAGACAGUCAGUUGUUAAAUACAAACAAUGUAGGAGUUACAACAGUUAGUUACCGCCUAGCACUUGGAAACAGUGGACAUUAGUUUAAGACGAUCUGUGUAAAACGUGAGUACGAGUACAGUUUUUGAACAUUUUGAUUCUGGAAUGUCAAAAUCAUUGUUUAGUGUACCUUUUAUUGCUUAAAAUUCAUUUAGGUAGGAACAGACUAUGGGUAAAUCAAAGAAUUUACUUGAAAACGAAAGGGAACAAAUCGUAAGGCUGCGAAAGCAAAGUAAAACCUUCACCGAAAUAGCAAAUAUAGUGAACAGGUCAGAAACAGCUUGUAAACAAGCUUGGUAUAAAUUUUUAAAGACAGGCAUGUAUUGCGAUCAACCGAAAAACGGAAGACCACGGAAAACAACACCGAAAAUGGAUCGCCGGAUUCAUCGAUUGAGCGAAAAGGAUCGUUUUCGUAGUGCAAAUAAUAUUGCUGCGGAGAUAAACUAUGAAAACGAUACACAAAUUAGUGCUAGAACUGUUAGGAGAAGAUUAGAAGACUUUAACUUAAGAGGACGAAAACCCCAAAAGAAACCACUGCUGAGUUCUAGGAAUCGAAAAAGACGACUUGCAUUUGCUAAAGCUCAUAAGCAUUGGACAAGUGAAGAUUGGCAAAAGGUAUUGUUUUCUGACGAAUCGAAAUUCAAUCGCGUCUGUUCUGACGGGAUACGGUACGUUAGACGUCGAAUUGGCGAAAGUUUGAAAACACAGUGCGUUUUAAAAACUCUUAAACAUGGUGGUGGCAACGUUAUGGUGUGGGCGUGUUUUUCUCGAAGCGGCCCUGGUCCGAUAUGUCGUAUCAAUGGAAUUAUGGACCGUUUUCAAUACAAGGACAUACUCAAGAACACAAUGUUACCUUUUGCACGCAACAAUAUGAGUGAUGAUUUUAUUUUUCAAAAUGAUAAUGAUCCGAAGCACACGGCUCGGGUUGUGAAACAGUUUUUUCAAGAAGAAAAUAUCACCGUGCUGCCGUGGCCGUCGCAAUCACCAGACAUUAACCCAAUCGAGAAUUUGUGAAGCAUCAUAAAAAAGACAGUACAAGGUUAUAAACCGAAAAAUUUAAAUGAACUUUACUCUACGAUUGAAACAGCCUGGAAUAAUAUUACGGUAGAUUAAUAUAAAAAAUUAAUAGAUUCUAUGCCAAGAAGAUGUACCGAAGGGAUAAGAAAUAACGGAUAUUGAACAAAAUAUUGAAUUUAAACAAAAAUUGUGUAUAUUUUUUAACCAAAAAUUAAUAUUUUUUGUAUAGUCUUAAACUUUUGACCGACGAAAUAUUAUACAGAUUUCGUUCCUUUUUUAUAACUUAGCUAUUGAGCAAAAUAUCAAAAUGAAAUUUUUUUUCUAAGUGUACAAACAAAUGUACAAUUAGUUAAUACCAAAAGUAGAACACCGUAUUUAUAUUUUUUAUGGAAAGUAAAUCAAUUAUUUAUUUCUUCCAUUUCGUCUUAAACUUUUGUCCGCUACUGUAUAUCGAGUAAUUGUUAUUAAUUAUAGUAAUAAUAAUAAUUAGCUUUUUUCUGGCUUUCAUUUCCUACGCUAUAUUUGUCACUUCUAUUGUCUGUAGCAGUUCAAUGUUCUAGGAGGAGUUGGAUCUACGUUGCCCUGAAAUGGAUAUAGGUAACUCAACAAU
Molecule: messenger RNA, 4348 nt
Organism: Bombus pascuorum
Lineage: Eukaryota; Metazoa; Arthropoda; Insecta; Hymenoptera; Apidae
Gene: nab
Product: NGFI-A-binding protein homolog
Exons: 8
Coding region: 717-2171 (484 amino acids)
Biological process (GO): negative regulation of DNA-templated transcription
Cellular component (GO): nucleus
Molecular function (GO): transcription coregulator activity; transcription factor binding
Source: RefSeq, a predicted model, not a curated record